Molecule: messenger RNA, 3357 nt
Organism: Symbiodinium sp. CCMP2592
Lineage: Eukaryota; Dinophyceae; Suessiales; Symbiodiniaceae
Source: the annotation of a GenBank genome assembly
AUGGGCAAAAAAGUCGUGAAUGUUGAGAAAACUCACGAGGCCGGGCGGAAUGACUUCGAAGACAUAUCUCUUGACCCCGAUGUCUCGUCCUUCAGAGGACGUGACGACGAUCGUGUGGUUGAGCUGAUGGAGGUGUUUCGGUCGGGCCAGUACGACAUGUCAUUGCUGUCGCGGCCACAAGUGCUUGUGGAUGGGGCUGGAAAAGAUCUGGUGGAUGCCAACGGAUUGUGUCUUUUGGCCGACGGGAUUGAGUUGCAGAAUUUCUACGAUUGUGACGAGACUGUGGCUGACCCGAACGUGUCUAUGCCAGACAGCUUGUCCAAGAUUUACGAACAAGGUCUCCUCGUCGAUUUAGUCACUUUUCCAGUGUAUGACCGCGAUUCCCAUGUUGGUUGGCAGACACUGCGGCAUGAUGAGUCACAGAACAAGUUCAGAAUGAGCAGCGUUUGGCAGAAGCUCGACGUGGUGGCUAGGUUUAGCAGAAGGGUGACUGGCGCCGACCCGGAGCUGAUUCGGAAAUCACUUCUGAAGCUCUAUGGCAACUCCAAGAAGACCGUUGUGAACAGGUGGAUGCGGUCAUACGCAAGUUUGCCGACUAAGGUCUUGGAGCACCUGCGUACCUUGCGGACUGUGCCUGACGUCUGGGUGUUUGACAAUGUUUUCUUUCUUGGGCCAGGCCAGCAGAAGCUGAAGGCCGACGACGCCAUCCGUGUCUUGAACAUGGCCGUGAAGAUGCGAGAGGAUGGGGCCGAGAUUUCAGAAAACAUUCUAAAGUCCCAGAUAUGCCCAGCCAUGCUGUCCAAAAGUGCUUGGGUGAAGACCAUGCACUCAACUUUUGGUGGCUGCGCGAAAAGCAGUGCCGCAAUGGUCCGAGUGACUGCAAUGUUAGAGACGCGGUCCGGGCUGAACAAAGUGCUUGCGUGCAUGGCAAGCAAUGUUCCAUUGCACGGGGUCUCCGACGAGAACCCGGGGAUUCACGAGUGUACUCUCUACCUGGAGUUCCAGAAGCAGAAGGCCGGCGGGCCUGGCACUGUGGAUGCUGUCAGCUCACAGGGCGAUGAUCCAGUGGCUUCGUUGGCGUCUGUGCCUGACAGCACCGCUGCUGCGGCGAGCAUUGACGGUUCGCAGACAGCAGAGGACAUGAAGGUGGAUUUUAUGGAUCCAGUCGAAAAGCAGGCACAGGAGACGCUUCUCAAGAACAUGGACAAGGUGCACCGCUUCGUGGGUGCGAACGCGGUGUCUGAUCUGAAAAAGACUGUGCCUGGCUACCUGACCCCGCAGCAGCGUACAUGCUUCCUGCUGGAUUCACCAACCAGCAGAGCCAAAGUUGGCUCGAGCUUUGUGCAAGUUGUCAAGGAGGUGGUUGACAACAACAAGCUCAGCCAGUUCAGCAUCGCGGUUCUUUGCGGGUGCCGAUUGGACUACAUGAGUGUGCUUCAGGCGAAACGGGCUGCGACGUUUCCGAGUGCCUGCAUCUUCGUGACUGCGCUCACUGCUGGAGCUGAUGUUCAAAGUGACAAAAGGCGCAUGAAUUUCGCCUUAGUGCUUCACCAAGGCACAACUGACUUGCCGGCAACGCCUACCAUGGUGCCUGCGCUGAGAGGGCGUGCCAAAGCCUGGGAAGGCAUUCGCCUUCGGUGCCUGAGUUUGAGUUGCCCCCUUCGUGACUUAAAGGAACAGGAAAGGGCAAAGCAGGUGUCUGAGGACUCGAAGGUGCCUGUGAAGCCGGGUGAUACCCGCGCAGAUCCCACAAAGUGCGAGCUUGAUCCGGAUGAUUGUGAAGGGCAGGGGCAGGACGAGGCGAUGAGUGAAGAAGAGGACACGGAUCCUGCGCCACUCAACCUGGGUGCCUCGUUCCAACAGCGUGACUUCUUGGUGGACCUCUUUACCUUUGCCAAGAGCGCCUCCUUCUACACGCCUAUCCUUCAGUGCCUGCUGUGUGUGUCUCGGUCCGUGACGACGGUCAUCUUGACAACCACGGCACACCCAGGCUCCAGCGUGGCUGCGCGGUUGCUUGGUCAAGAGGUCUUCGCGUGUCUGCCAACUGUGACUUCGCAUGCGUCCUUGCAUGGCAUGAAGUUGCAGGAGGAGAUGUUUUACCGGAGUGCGUUGGCUGAAGCCCGCGUGACUGCGGAUGCCGGGGACCGCAAACGCUCCCAUGUGUCUGCAGCCAUCCAGUUGAUUGAAGGAGGUUGCGUGCCUGACAGUGAUGUGUUUGACUUGACUGAUGUCGAACCCCCGGAGACUGAUUCCUUUGCGGGCCUGGACGUCUUUCACGGUGCUUUGGAUACGAGAGUUCCGUUGCUACUACAGAAGGAACUCAGUGACUCCAACCUGUGCCUGGACUUGCACCAGUCCUUUGGGCGUGGCUUGGUGACUGGUAAGCCGUUGGCCGAGGGUGAAAUCAUAUGCACCGCUACGGCGGCCAAGUUCACCUGUUACGAGGCCUUGGCGAAGUUCCUGCGCUUGCCUGGGCAUGGUUUCCUCGCUGACGGUGUGGUCAAGGUUGACAAUGCCAGAGUGAAGGGAUCACGUGCCUCCGUGUACUGUGUCUUGCUGGGUGCUGCGAGAUACGUGCAACACUUUCAAGGCAUUCGCAAGCAGCCGAACUGUGCCUGGCAAGUGGACAGUGCCUGCGGAAGUGGCAGUGGCUACCUCAAGCUUGUGGUUCGCACCCACAACGGUGCAGGCGUGGCUCGCAACAGUCAACUGUGCACCAACUACGGUUUGGCGUUCGACUUCGCCCAAGCCGCAGAGAUGUUUGAAGACGAUCGUGUCAAACGAUUCCGUGGUGCACUUGACGCCGUUCUUUCCAAGAGCCAAAGCCAGGUGCAGAUCGCGGAGAACAUCACUGACUUCAAGUUCCUGCUGCGCAUGACACCUGCAAGCUUCGUGCUUGUGUCUGGGGAGGUGCAAAACCGUCGGCUUGCUCCUCGCACAUGCCUGUGGUGGACACGCUCAGCUGUUUUGGAACGCGGGGACUCAAAUUCACCUUUUGCUGUCCACUUCAAGCGAAGCAGUGACUGGGUGUUCUACUACAAGGGCAAGGACCAGGCUUUCGGCGUCGCGCAGCUGAAAGACUUGAUCCAGGAGAAGAGCGUGGCGAGCAUCCCUGGGCAUGGCAGCUGGCCAGCGGGACAGUGCCCUCCCACUUUCAAUAUGGAGAAGACAACCUUGUGUCUGAAGUGCAAAGAUCCCGCCGAUGAGAAGAUCCUUCAGACGGCCAGCAAGUGCAGCACUGUGUCUCUCAUGUGGAUCAUGAAAGCAGCUUCUGAGCAGGAGCUUGCAGUGUAUGGCGUCGCCCUGGCCAACAACAAGCAGAUGAUUGUGAUGCCGGACCGCAACGUGCUGAGCUGA